CAACUCCUUGGGGAACAAUGGCGACUACAGCAAUAGGGGGAUGGAUCGCCUCAGCCUGCAUAUCAAAGCUGGUUGAUAAGGUGUGUUCUUAUGCAGGAGAUCAGUACGAAUACCAACGGGAAGACACAAAGGACAAACUGAGAAGCCUUAAGGAGAGUCUACUGACAGUCCAAGAAUUGGUAUGCAGAGCUGAGAGAUUGCAAGGUAGGGAAACAAACAUUGCAAAUCAGUUAAGGGGAAUUAAAGAUGCUGCUUAUCAGGCUGAGGAUGUUCUGGAUUUAUUUGAUUACCGAGUUCUAGAAGCACAGGCUGAAGUCAUGGACAAGGUGACCACUAAAGCUCAAGUCAUGGGCAAGGUGACCACUAACUCAAUUUCAUCUGCCAUAGCUGGUUCUUCUUCAUCCUGUUCCUCUUCAUCAUCCUCCAUAACCACCCUUAGCAGUGAUUCAACAGUAAAACGGUCAGUUCGUGCUCUCAAACGAUUCCUUUUCUGUGAUGAAGAUCUCACUAAGUUAGCUGCUGCAGUGACUAUAUUUAAUGAGAUUGAUAGUCGGAUGAAAACACUCCUGGAGUUACUGAAGCUAGAAAACAGGGCACCAGAACAUCCAGUUCAGUGGCGCACAACAACCUCGAUGCUGGACACCACAAAGUUUUUUGGACGGGUUAGUGAAGGUAAACACCUAAAGAAGUUACUUAUUCAGAAAAAUAAAAAGUCCAGUCAACCUUAUGAUGUUAUAUCAAUUGUUGGCAUUGCUGGUGUCGGUAAGACUGCGCUUGCACAAAAGGUGUAUAGCAUUUUUUAUGAUAAAGAGAAACACUUUGAUUUUAUGGCAUGGCUCCAUGUUUCAAAUAAAUUCGACGUUGAACGCCUAAUAAAAGAGUUGGUACAGUCAGUUCACCUUUGUACAGCUGCUGAGUUGAGCAGCAUCAGUAGUUUAGAUCAAGCUCAGAGGAUACUUAAGGACAAACUGAAAGGUAGCAGGAUUUUGGUAGUAUUUGAUGAUGUAUGGAAUGAAAUGAGCAGCCAGUGGGAGAAUCUGUGCAAGCCUCUGCAGUCUACCAGUAAAGGCAGCAAACUAAUAGUAACUACUCGAAGUCAAAAUGUUGCAAACAUUAACGGGGCAACCGAGAUAGUGCAUUUAGAUGGCCUAGAAGAUGAAGACUACUGGGAACACUUUUUACAGUGUGCCUUUCAUGAUGCAAAUCCAUCCCAAUUUCCACAAUUGGAAAGUAUUGGUCAAGAAUUGGUAAAGAAGUUGGCUGGUUCACCUUUAGCAGCUCAGACAGUAGGGAACUUAUUAAAGUUUAAACUAGAUGAAAAACACUGGGAGACAGUCAAUGGAAGAAAAUUGUGGCAGAUAGAACAGAAGGAAGAUGGUAUUAUGCCAGCACUGAGGUUGAGCUAUGUGCGUCUUCCUGAUCAUUUGAAGCAGUGCAUUAUUUAUUUUGCCUUAUUCCCUAAGAAUUACCAACUUCGAGGUGAUGCACUAAUAAGGAUGUGGAGAGCUCAUGGUUUCGUUAACAAGGAAACACCAGAUGAAACCGCAUAUCGUUACAUCAAUGAUCUUUUACAGAUUUCAUUCAUCCGUAAGGUUGCCAAUAUAGAGGAUCAUUAUGUUGUUCAUGACUUGCUACAUGAUUUUGCUGAGUCAAUCUCAAAUGGUGAACACUUCCGUAUAGAAGAUGAUUUCCAUGUCAGUAUUCCAACAAAUGUUCGCCACCUAUAUGUCAAUGCAAGCAACAUAUCUACUGUGUAUGCAAGCCUUGAAGAAAACAUAGAAAUAAAGAAAAAUUUGAGAAGCUUAAUAAUAUGCAAGGCAGAUGUUGCCUCCUGGAGCUGGACCCGCACAUCUAAUUUCAACUAUGCUCUGGAAGAAACACUGAAAGAGUUAGGAAGCUUACGGGUAUUAGUGCUCCGCCAUCCUGCUGGUGUUCUGCCAAACAACAUCCAGCAUAUGGUCCACCUUAGGUAUCUGGACAUCAAAGAAAGCAGAGAAUUUACCUUUCUGCCUACAUCGUUAUUUGGACUCUACCACUUGCAAGCAUUGAGUCUGCAGUCUCGGUAUGUGAAUAGACUAAAAAUAGGACUCGAAAAUGGCAUCAGCAGGUUGACCCAGUUAAGAUACUUAGAUGCUCCACCAGGAAUAAUUUCAGGCAUAAAAUUGAUUGGCAAGCUCACAUUCCUCCAGGAAUUCAACCAUGGCAAUGCAAAGAAAAGAAAAAGAACAGCAUCAUUAUAGAAAAACUCAAUCAAGAAUGCAUAUGCGUGCACUCAGCCUUUUAUGGACAACUGGGUCACUGCAAAAAACUAGUCAGACCAGGAACCUCACACCAGAAAAAAGUUCAUACUGUAUGUAACGAAGAAAUCAGUUUUUUCACUCUCAGUUGCACAUGAUACUCUAAGAAGAAUAUAUAUCGUGAAUAAAUAACUAAUUGUGUUUUCUAUCUUGCAGGCACCGUGUUAUUUCUAAAAAGGAAACGACAUGUUUUCAACUGCUAACAUGGUGAGACAUUGUCAUUGCAAUUAAACUUAAGGAGCCGGAGACAUCAGUACAUCGGGAGCAGAUAGGUUGAGCUACGGCAGCUACAGGAAAAUUGAAGGUAGACCAUGGUCCUUGAUAAUAUGUGUCAUGUGCAAAAGCUAAAUUGUAAAUAAUUUAGCUGCUAAGUUGUGAAACUCACUAGGCCAACAUGCAGGAACAUCUCAAACAACUCAGGAUUUAGAUGAUUCGGUUCAC
Messenger RNA from Oryza sativa Japonica Group (Japanese rice), 2738 nucleotides. The record is from RefSeq and is a predicted model, not a curated record. Lineage: Eukaryota; Viridiplantae; Streptophyta; Magnoliopsida; Poales; Poaceae.